Molecule: messenger RNA, 1896 nt
Organism: Schistosoma margrebowiei
Lineage: Eukaryota; Metazoa; Platyhelminthes; Trematoda; Strigeidida; Schistosomatidae
Source: the annotation of a GenBank genome assembly
AUGGAGACUGAGCGUUCAAACCUCUUGGCUAUUGUCAAACUUAUUGUACAUGAUCUAGUUCAGAUUACAUUUGAUCAGCAUCAGGUUUCUCUUGAUGAAAACAUUUUCUGGGGUGAAUCUAGGACUGUUCAUUGUGAAGAGGUUCUAAAUAUUGUCUGGCGGUUGCUUUCUGUUAUUGAGCACUGCCUCUGUCAUGGUUUACGUCGAGAUUACACAGUGCCUGACUCUUCUAACGACUCAAAUGAAAGAACUUCAUCGAAAGGAUUAAUGAAGGAUGCGACAACUGUCGUCCGAAGAGCACGUGACCAUGCCGUUUCCGCUGCAAAUCUUUUUAUGAAAAAUCCGUCACAUCCAAAUCCUUGGCCCGUAAUAUUAGAGGCAGAAAAAUUGUCAAAAACCACAGAUUCUAUAAGUAAAACUGUUGCUACAAUGACUGAAAUACGGACUGGACUAGGUCGCUCUCGCGUUUGGUUAAGGCACGCUUUAAUGAGAAAGCAACUAGGAGAGUUUUUUCAAGUCAUAAUAGAUUCCCUCGAUUCUUCAAAUUCAAAUGGGAGUUUGGAGGGUUCUCCAAAAGGCUGUGAAACCGACACAAUUCCUGUAACACAAAAUUUCAGUACAUUUGCUACAUUUUAUCACUCCGGUGCUUUGCUUUUAAAUAACGAAGGAGUUGUUGUAACCGGUUUGUUAGCAACUUUGAAGUCUAUAGACUUUUGCUUCAUACUGAAAGAUAAUCUGUCUUACAUGGAUAAACCGUUACACGUAAUACCGUACCACAUAUAUUUACAGGCUAACAAGAAAAGACUUGAAAAGUUAUAUUCAAAAGUAAAUUUAUGUCGUCCAGUAGAUUUAUCAUCUUCAAUCGACCAGAAGAAUUUUUUAGAAGAUUUAUGCAACGUACUGAAGAAACGAAUCGAUCGAGAAAAUACAGUAAAUCAAAGACUAAACAAUGAAAUUACACACCUUUCUAAGCAAAUGGAAUCCAUGAAACUUGAAAAUCGGAGUUUGUAUAUCACUGUAGCACAACUGAAAAAGGAUCAAGUUGGUUUAAAUAACAUGCAUUCAGAAAAUAUGGAAGCAGUGAGUCGCAUAAAUCAAUUAGAGUCUGAAUUAAAACAUUGCCAAAAAACAAAUGCAGAAAAUGCUGAACUUGUUGAAUCGAUUCGAAGUCAUUUAGAUGAAUCAAAUAAAAGAUGUAAUCAGUUAGCUCGAUAUUUAUCCGAUUCCCAGUCGUCACUUGAACAUAAAGAAACUAUAAUUAAACAAUUAGAAGCUAAGUGUAAAGGAAUGACAAAUAUGAUUGAACAGAUGAACGAGAGAAUAGCUAAGCUUACUCAUGAAAAGGUUUCACAGGAACGAGAUUUAUAUAAACUACGCGAAGAGUUGUCAAACGCAGACACAAAAUCUGUUGAGCAGUUAAAAGUGAUUGAAAAUCAAGCUAGUCAGAUCGAAAGAUUAGAAACUGAAUUGAAUGGGCAAACAAUCGAGUUGAAUAAUGCAAAGUUGGCUUCUGAUCAGCUAGUAUUGUGUAAAUUAGAAGUUGAGGAGUUAGACCAACAACUUAAAGUUUGGCGUAAACGAUGUGAAGAACAAGAGUAUAGUUUAUCCGAAAUGGCUGCAGUUGUGAAUUCGAGUAAGCUUGAAGCUGAAAGUUUACGCGAGUCACAUAGUGCAUUCAGUGAUGCUCAAUGGGCAAAUGAUUCUGAAAAUCCAAACUGUUUUCUUUGUCAGAGUCCGUUCAAUGUUAGUCGUCGUCGGCACCACUGUCGAAAUUGCGGCCUGAUAUUUUGUCACGAAUGUUCAUCCAGAAAAAUGACUUUACCAAGUUCUGCCAAACCUGUACGAGUCUGUGAUACAUGCCAUGGAUUACUUUUACAUCGCUAUAAUGCUAAAUAA